Messenger RNA from Closterium sp. Yama58-4, 1353 nucleotides. Lineage: Eukaryota; Viridiplantae; Streptophyta; Zygnematophyceae; Desmidiales; Closteriaceae. The record is from the annotation of a GenBank genome assembly.
AUGGAGCGGCUGGAGCAGCUGCAUGCCACCCAUGGCGCCGUGCUGAAGCAGUGCGUUCACCUUGAACGACGCGUUGAGGAACUCGAAGGACAGGUGGACGAGCGGAAGGAGCAGCACACGGCAUGGCUGGAGGCGAGGGUGAGAGAGCUGGAGGCGGCAGUGGAGGACAGCAAGCACUGGGCGCAGCAACGGGUGAUGCAGGUGGCGCAGAAGCUGGUUCGGGAGAGCAAGGAGCUGCGGCAGCUGAGGGCGGAGCGCGAGGAGUGGGUGCGCAGCCGGCGCGAGCAGGACGGGAAGGAGGAGAGCGCAGCAAGGCAGCUGGGCGAGAUGGAGGCGGCUCUUAGGAAGGCGUCGGGGCAGGUUGACCGCGCCAACGCUGCCGUAUGCCGCCUGGAGGCAGAGAAUGCAGAGCUGAGAGCAGAGCUGCAGGCGGCGGGGUUGAGGGUGAGCGAGGCGAGUGCCAAGCUGGCGGAGGCAGGCAAGCGGGAGGGCAAGGCGCUCAAGAGGGUGCAGGCGAUCGAGCGGGUCAAGGCGAAGCUGCAGGAGGAACUAGCAGACGAAAGGCGCAAGCUGACAACCGCCCUCUCGGACCUGGAAGCAACGCGGCGGCGGCAGCAGCAGGCGGAGCAGCGGUGGCGGCAGGAGGAGAAAGCGCGUGAAGAAGCAACCGCACGCGCCGACGCCGAGUGCCGCGCGCGCGAGCAGGCGGAGACCGCGUGGAAGCAGCGCGAGGAGACACUCCGAGCCAAGAGCGAGGCGGACGUGAAACGGGUUCGCGGCGAGGUGGCACGGCUGGAGCGGGAGAGGGUGAUGGGGCAGCUUGGUACUGUGGCAGGGAUGGGUGGGAUGUCAGGAGCGGCAGGAUCGGCAGGAGCUGCAGGAGUGGCGCCGCUGAAUGGGAUCCACUUCGGGGGAGGAGGCUUGGGAGGGGCGGGAGGGGCAGGAGGGGCAGGGGUUGCAGGCAAGGGGGGGAGGCAGGGGGUGGGAGCAGGGCAUGGAGGGGGGCGCAACCAUGGGGUCAUUGGGGGGGCUAGGGGGAACGGAGGAGGCGGGGCAGGGGGAGGGGGAGGCGGAGCCGGAGGGGGAGGGGGAGUCGCAGGAGGGGGAGGAGGGGGAGGCAUUCUCAGCGGCGGUCUUACAGGCACCCCUGCUUCUUCUACUGCUGCAGGGACCACAGGAGGUCAUGGCGCCCUGCUGCCCCACAUUGGGCUCGGCGGGAUCGUUCUAGGCGGGGCAGGAGCAGGACCGGCUCUGGGAGCCGGGCUGGGGGUGGGGCCGGUGUUCGGAAUGGGGAUGGGAGGAGGAGGAGGAGGAGGAGGAGGAGGGGGAGGAGGAGGGAGAGGGAGUGUGUGA